Molecule: messenger RNA, 17065 nt
Organism: Xyrichtys novacula (pearly razorfish)
Lineage: Eukaryota; Metazoa; Chordata; Actinopteri; Labriformes; Labridae
Source: the annotation of a GenBank genome assembly
GUGUGACAGCUCAAUUUAGUCCGAGAGGGGGGUGAUUGGAGGUGACUUUGAGGAAUAAUGAACGUUUUUUGGAAAAUAAUUUGUUUUUCACACUGAAUUUUAGUCGCAACCAACCUUUUUUCGACCGUUAAACAACACGCACAAGGGCGCUUAAUAUUUUUAUUGUGAAAGUCCCACCGGAAGUUGUCAAAUUUGUGUCUACGCCAGCUCGACAGAAAACUGGAAAGCGACCAGAUGGAAUUCAGCUCUGCCUUCUUAAGCUCUCAUUUGAAUUGUAUUACACACAUUUUCAGCCAACUUUCCUGCUAACGAACAACCCUGGCGUGACCACAAAACCUAAUCCAGGAGGCUCGGCUGCGCUGUGAACCGGGACUGAAGCGUUGAAGACGUUUAAAGAUCCCCAACCAAACACCUUCUCACUGAGGUACCGUUUUAGCCCACACUGUCGGGAGAGCAGGAGCUAGGAGUUAUCUUAAUGCUGGACAAAUACUGCCCUUGACAGUGUUUCUAACUUAAUUUAGGGUGCGUGGGAAUCAUUUUUGGUGUGUGGUUUCAGUAAUGCAGUUGUUUCAGACUCCAGUGAUUAGCUUUGGAAAUCUGUCAAACAAAAAGGGAGUUUAGCCUGGAGGCGAGAGGGGUGUAGCCUGUUUAAAUCACACUGUCUGGGACUGUUUAUGCGGCCUUAUGUGUUAUUUUAGGACUGUCUGCGUCAUGAAGUGUUAUUAACGUGAACAUUUGAGUACACGUGAUCUUCACACCCCAGCAACACGAAAAUACUCAAUGGUUUGGGGUUUUUGAUAUUUUUCCUCCUUGCUAUGUUACUUUAGACGAGUAGUGCCAAGUCAGCUGUGGUGAAAACGGGACAGCUUCCGUGCGAGUGUUUCAAAAUAAAACCAGGUUGUCGCUACUUUUAUGCCAAGAUUGCGGUUGAAGUCUGGUUUGAAACCUUGGAGAGAAAAAAUAAGCGGAGAAUAAGUGAAAAUUAAGUGAGAAUAAUGACAAAUAGUCAUCAUUAGAAAGAAUGGCCCAACUGAUUAAAUCGGCAAAUUUUAGCCUGUUAGAGACUAAUCGGUAAUCGGCCAAAACUCGCCGAUUUUCGCUAAUAUUUUCAGAAAUAAAAUACGGAGAAUAAGGGCCCGUUCACACCACCCUUAUUUAGUCCGAUUUAACUGAACCCUGGAGCGUCAUUUGAUACGCGGUCCAGAUGAGUGGCAAAAGCAAAAUCAGCCUACGAUGCUUCAUGACAGGCGAAGACAGCAGAGCGGGGUUUGUAUUUCUGCAUAAACAAAUGACCAAUAACUGAACGAUAUUCGCAGUUGCGUGACUCCCAGUUCCGUUUUGUGGAGUGAUUGAGUUUGUCCUUUGUGAACACAAACUGGACCAGUUAAACAAUCAAAACAAAUGUAUUGUCUUGACUUGGAUUCGAAUCAGGAAACGGACCUUUAGGUGUGAACACGACCCAAGAUUCGGUUUCACUUCGAAAAUGUUCCGCCAUUUGAAAAGUUCCCCGACUUAUCCUGUAGAUGGUGCAGGGACCUCAUGGCAGUCUUAAAACGCUUUUCUGGUCUGAGUGUGAUCAGUCGGUCUUCCUGUCGGCCUACAGUAUAUCUACAGUAUAUAGUAUACUGUACAUAUCUACAGUAUAUAUAUAUAUAUAUUUUUUAUAACUUCAUAGAAAAAUUGAAAAAUCGUCCGAUUAAUCAGUAAUCGGAUUCCCCCCCUGAUAAUUGGUAUCGGCAUCGGCCCCCAAAAAUCCAUAUCGGUCGGGCCCUAUUAUGCUGGCGGUUUAUUAUGAUCUGUUAGUCAUCAUAUUUGCAUCCUUAUUUUAAGGUACAUCAUACUUAAACAGGACUGCACCAGUCUCCACUCAUUUCCAUUAUUCUCAUUAAAUAAUUAACAAUGUAGUUACUUAUCGUUUAAAAUGUUGUAAAGCUGCGCAGGUUUUAUUUUGCAGCAAAAACCACUUAACUUCCUGUGUGUGCAUGGCUCUCUUUGUUUACCUUGACGUUCAGACGGACCAGGCUCAGAUACAGUAGACUCUUAUAUCUUUGUAAAACAGGCCUGUCUGUCACUCGUUCAGGAUAUUAACUCUUUGAUUAUCAGCACAGAACUUUUUCAGCUUUCUUGCAGCAAUAAUUUGAUAACAGAUUCUGUACUUGUCUAUCAGUCCAGACUUUUGCUGUAUAGCCUACUGCAGUGUCCAGUGAUAAGCUGGUUUAAUGUAUGACAGGUGGGAGCAGUCCAUUUCUGUACUCAAGUGUAUUUCAGUACUCAUUUGUGGAAAAAAAAAACAUCAUUAUACAGAGUCUCUGAUGUCCCAUACAGUAAAGUUUUUAUGUUGAUAUUUAUUUGUGCUUCCACUUUUAUCUUCUAGGAUUCUGGGGCUGUAUACCAUUUUUAUUUUUGCACUGCCAAGUCCAUGUUCAGUAUGACAUUUCAAACUGACAGCCAGUCUUUCAGUAUAAAAGUCCUUUUGGCUUUUAGGCUAUGUUACAGCUCAACGUAACAAGCUCUGUGGCUCAAAUGCUGGAGUUGAGGGCUUAUGCCUGACAGGCUGAACUUAGGGCAGAUAUUUUAAAUCAUCAUACCUGUGCAACAUUUUUCACCCAAUACCUGCAAUUCAAUAUAUCUGCAGCCAUGUUGGUGUCAGAAUUUUUUUUCCAUUUUAAUUCAAUGUUGUCAACAGAAUUUGUCAUAAAAUCUGAUGGAAAUGCAGAAGUCAAUGGAUACAUAUUUUUGUAUGUAUUGUCAGUCCGAACAUCUUAAACAGUGAUCUACAAUGCAGACGUCUUUGUCCUGUUUGGUUUCUCCCACCCUUAACAAAGUGAAGGAAUUUCUUACAUUGAUAUUUAUCUGACGACUUAACUUGACAUGUUGAUGUUGGCUCUUUUUCCUUGAAGGGUUGUCUCAGAGAGGAAAACCUCCUUGUAAGAGUGGACCUUUGCAGUUUGGUAUUGUGAUGUAGUUCAAAUACUUCAAUCUUUAUUUGUCUGUGGCUGCCUGUGCUCCUGAAUGACAGAGCACAGACAUAAUUUAUGAUACUUGAAGUCUUAAUAAGUGUGCAUAAAACAUGGGCGUAGCUUCAGUGAUGUGUCUCGCUGGUUUCUGAAGUGAUGGUGGUCACCACAUUGGAAAUGCUGACUCAGACAUGCUCUUGAUUUAGUUUGAAACCAAAGAAGGUGUACUGAGGCGGGCUGAUUGAAUCUUGUGGUGUGUCCCAAAUCACAUACUUCCAGUAAUAAAUACUUAAAAUUUUGAGUAUACUCAAUGCAAAAUGGAAAAAAGUAUGGAUAGUAUGCGAAAAUUAAGUAAGCAAAAGUACCCUGAUGACAUACUCAAAUCGGUCAAGAUUUUGAGUAUCCGACUGUGGACAUUCGCCGCACUCAUUUCAUCAGUAAGAAUGGCUGUAAACAAGGCUGUAAACCUGUGAAACUCAGUUGUAAAAACAGACCUUUUAAUAUGGGCUCUAAUGGCGAUUGGCUCACUUUUGGGACCAGCCUCGAGUGGACAAUUAAGGAACUGCAUUUUUUUCGCACUUCUGCAAUAACUUCUUUGUUAUGAUACUUUUGCCAUUUGUAUUCACUCUCUAUUGAUUCAAUUUCAGUCACUUUCUUUGAUAGAUUAUAAACAGUCUUUCAUGCAGGGUGUCUGAGUGACCAUCAGAGGGUUAAAUCUCUUCCCGCUCGCCCUGAAUUCUUAAAUUCCAGUUGCAUGUGUUACUGUGCAUCAUGAAUGGCAACCUCUGCAUUCCAGACAGUCAGAAGAAAUGCUGUUUAAUUAGAGGCAGACACCUCUCUGUCUUCAGAGUCCUUCUUCAGGCUCUCUGAAACCUUUUAUUGCUCAUUGAAAAAGAUCUUCAAACAUUCCAAACAAAAGCUUAAGUGUAGAUAUUCAGAUAAUCGGUUUCGGUAAGGUUAGGUAAUCUAUAUGAGUGAUAAAAAGUUGUCGGAUGCAGAGUAAAGCCUUUUAAUCUCUGUGUAAAGUUUAAGUUUGUGGACUGUGGAACCAGUUUUCCUCAAAGUGGCUCAGCAGGCUGAUGCGAAACCUGUUUUCAGCACGAGCCAUGAAAUACCUGACUUAUAAUCCCUACUACUGCGGCAAGAAUGGCAUGUAGGUGUGACAGGUUACUAUCAGGCGAUGCUGAAAUGACUUUGAUUUUAGUCAUCAAAGCUGCUCACGACUUUGCACAUUUUUAUUCUGGUGUAGGUUACAGUAAACUGACUCUGCAAAAGGCAUUUACGCAAUCUGAUGAGCUCACUGUGCUGGCACAUUUUAGAUUGAUAAAUAAUAAAUUAGGCUAGAGGCUUAUUUUGUCAAGAAGAGGACUUUUAAGACAAAUAAGGCGGUAUAUGCUUAUGCGUACAGUAAAGUGCAUUGAAAGAUAACUUUGAUCCAGCAAAUUUCAAGAAACUUUUAAAAUAUGGAGCUCAGAAAAAACAACAAAUAAAGCUCUGGAUCUGCUCUGUACAUGUCUGAGACAGAAAAGCUUGUGUGUGUUAUUGUCUCUAAUAUGUUUGCCUUUACAUUAAGCUGAUUCGUGUCACAGCAAAGGUCACCACACUCUCAGAUAAUCCCACAGAAAUGCUGCUUAUGGCUGGAAUAUGUCAUCACUCCUGCAUACAAUGUAUGCACGGCCACAUGUAUGUGCUGGGGUCAUAUGACCGACCUGUUUAUGUUCAGCUCUAAUACAAUAAGAGAAGGUUAAAAGGGGGCAACACAUUGACUGUGUAUAAAUAUGAGCAAAGCACCUUCAUCAAGACUUGUUCAGGAGUGGAGCAGAUUUGAAGCCAUAUGUCAUAAACUACUAAAGGGACCACUUCUUCACCUCACUUCACGAGCUUUGGCUUAAUUUUGGUGUUAAUACUCAUUAAAUUAAACGCCAGAUUUCACUUUUAGUUAAGUAUUUUGUUAAAAUGUGAAGGUUUUUACUGCUUACAUUCUUGUCCCUUACCUCCUCGCGCUCCUCUCCCUGCUGUCCUCUCUCAAUUAGAACAACAUGUUGAAGAUACAGCGGUCGACUAUGAAUCUAAAAGUUGCCUUAACAUCCUUUUGCUCCCAAACUUUAUUCCUUAUUGAUCUGCACUCAUAUUUGAGGGAAGGGGCUGCAAAGACUCAUUUUAUUCAACAUAUAGGGUGUAAUGGGGCAACAGGCUUGUAUUGACAGGAUACGGGUUCGACAAAAAAUAUUGAUGUCCGAAAUAAUCGCACGAAAAAAACGCUCCUGGUGUGUAAGGACCUUUUAGUCUGAAAAAGACAUUGCGGCUGAGUGCAAAACUUGUCAUGCACAAUUUUGUGCCAGUAUCGGAUCAAUAUCCGUGUCGGCCGAUACUGAAGGCUACAAUAUCGGUAUCGUAUCGGAAGUAAAAAGUUGUAUUGGGACACCCCUACACAAAAAAAAGACAGAUGACCUCUGAGAUUCUCGGGUCUUUGUCAUAAAUAGAGGCGUAGGUUUAUCUCACUGUAAUAAUCCUGGUACCUUUCGCAGGAUUUAUCUGUGCAUCAGUGUCUGUAGGGAACAACACAAAAUCCUAAUAUGACAUGUCACUGAGGAUGAAGUAAAUCUUCUAAACUAGAUGAAAAGUGAGUCCCUCGUCAUGUCAGCGUGUCCUCUACUUUUAUCCUCGUCUGUCUUUAUUUAACUCUGGUUUUCUGUCUCAUGAUUACAGCAGAGAAAAGAUGAAUACCGGGGUGGAUGUGGAGCCUCUGUCUCUGCUGGAUUAAUCUUAAACAGAGCAGCUCGCUGUGUGUGUGUUCGAGCCCAGUGGGCACCAGAUUAAUUCCAUUACAUAACAUUUACUCAGUCUUAAGUAGGCUACGAGUGGAAAUGAAGGCUUCUCAGUCACCUCCAGCUUAAGGUUUCCAGGACCUCAGGAAGUGUUAUUAGAUGAUUAAAAUGGACCCGUUAAGUAAUCUUUAAUAAUCAGAAAUAUUUAGUCACAGCUGCAGCAACAAAGUCAGACCACAGACGAGGGAGAGGAGACUCCAGAUGGUUUUUACCGGACUUCUUGAGCUUUAAACUGAUUGUAUUAGAUAGAUAGAAAGUUGACCCUCAAUUGAAAGCUACUUUUAGGAUUUGGGUGUUUGAACUUCGACCUUAUUGGCCCGUUAUUUUCUUAAUGCACUAAAUCUGCUGAAGUCGUUUAGCAACAGGGUCAGCGUGGAGAAAACUCUCGUUGGUGAUAUUUGAGCUGCAUGUUGUGUUUUAUUUCACAAAAUUGGAUUUUUCUAACAAAGCAAAAUUGAUGUAAUAAAUCUGUUUCACAGCUUGUAGUUUCCGCUUUGAGUGUCCUCCUGGGAAAUUGCUGCCCUUUACGCCUCAGAAAUGGAGCUCUUUUGUUUUCGUCCAUCUUCCUGAUUGCUUUAUUGUGGCUUUUGUUAGUUUAUCAGCAUUAAGUCACAGUUGUUUCCUGUGGAGAGAUAAAAACUUUGAAACAAAUUUUGCAAAAGGUAGAUAAGGAUUCUUGAAGAUUGAUUUUGGGGGCAGGCUGUCCAUUAGUUGUUUAAUAAUUGCUGUGAAUUAAAACUCAUUCAGGCUUGUGGUGUAGCUGAAUAUCAUGCAGUGUGGUAAGUCAUGUUACAAUGCACUGAGAUGACACAGUAUGAUGUGGCACGACUCCAUUAGACACUAUACAAGUUAUGACAAGAUACAUUCGGCCACCUAUGACCAUAGUCUGUACAUAGAAUGGACGCCACCUUGAGAACAGCACCCUCUGGUGACUGGUUGCAGUCUAGGUCAUAAAUCCCGCCUCCUCCAGUAAUCUCUAUGGAGCUGUGGACAAACUUUAGAAAUUUAUUACACAGAAUAUACAUUUUUCUCCCCCCUGCUUGCGAUGUUGACAUGUAGUUACCGUAAGACUGGUUUGUGCUCAAGUCUCUUUUUUUCUGUUCAGCUCCAUUUUUAAAAGUUAUUAGGGGGUUCAUGUGUUUUAUGAUUGACACUUGAUACAGCCUAUGGGCAUAUGAAGAUUGUGUAGCUCCCCUGGGGGAUACGCUACAAUACAUGAUGAUAUUUGUCACGAUAUGAUGCUCUAAACAACACAGUAUGGGACACUUUGUGAAAAGCUAGAGAAAUAAGGAAGUGAAGGUCCUAAUUUUAUCAAAUCUUUGCUCAAAGUUUAAUGCAUGGCCUAUUCAGUGCAAAAAUAUGCAUCAAUGCAGUGAAAACCAGCUUCUUUAAAUUGAGAUGGCACCCGUAACGAAAAGAAUAAUCUCUGUUUUACUUCUUAAACGGUGAGUACCUCUGCAGAAGCCGUUCUGAACAGCUGUCGCCUCAGCCUCCUCUUUGAUAAGAAGUUAAUAACCUUCUUAUCCGAGCUUUCAGGGAGCUACUCAGCAUGCAAAAAUGUAAAAGUGAAGGUCUUUGGUGAAGUAUUUCCCUCCUGGGGCAGAGGCUGAGUGUUUGGGAUGUAGAAAUUGAGGCUAAAGUUGAAAGAAGAAACUCAAAGGUGGAGUGUGAGGGAGGAGUGAUAGCAGUGUUUGAUGGAGAGGAAUGAAGGGUUGGAGUGUAAUGCCCAUUAGCAUUCCCAGAUGAGGAUUAGUGGUCACAAGUUCUCUUCCCCGUUCAUGACCCGGCCUAGAUUGUGCAGGCCUCCGCUUCCUGCAGGAUCCUUUAAACUCUAAACAGCCGGUCCUGGACUGAAACAAAGCCUCUUCAAAUUUGUUUGACAUUUUUUCUUGUCUUUUCUUACAGUUUAGAGCUGCAAUCAAGCUCAAUCUGCAGCAAUAUCUUUACUUUUUCAAAUGUUUACUUUUUGAAAUGUUGGAAAUGCAUUUACUUGUUGCAUUGUACCAACAUUUUAAGACAUCAGUUGCUUUCGGUCCUUCUUUAGCGAGAUUAGAUAUUAAGGUGGCUGCAACAAAACACUUAAAGCUCCUGUGAGGAACUUUUGGUUUGUGUCAUUUUUGGCGCCCCCCUGUGGACAAAACAAUCUUUGUAUUUCUCGUCCUCUAAAUUUUUAAAUAGCGUCUUUUGACUAAAAAUCUCAUCCUGAUGACUUUUGACAGUCAAAAAUAUUUAUUGUGAGUAUUUUAUAUGCUACUUGGCUGACACCUACCCCCUCAGAACAGUUUCAAGAAUUAAAAAUUACAAAAUGAAAAGUGUUGAUUCUGUCUCUGAUAGUCUUAUUUACCUUUAGAAGUCAAUAUUAUGAAUUCUAGUCUAUUAUAUUAACACAAAAAAACUCCUAAUAGGAGCUUUAAGUAACCGUCAUAUAUGCUGGUACCUUGUAAUUGUUGAUACCAAAACAGUUUGUAACAUUCUGACACAAAAAAACGAUCAGGGUCAAACUAACUUGAUCAAACUGAUGCAUGAAAAAGGUAUCAGGCUGGCGGUGAGAGGAGGAGGAGGUGUGUGUGAGUAAAGCAGAGGAAGAGAAUGAGCUUAAAAUGCAAGUAAUGGAAGAGCCUAUACUUUUUAAAGAAAUACUCUACUUCAUGUAAAAAUAAACCACAUCUGCUUUUAUGUGGAGAGUCAGGUGUAAACGAGGCUACACUGUCGCUCACGUUGACUUGAAAUGACAAGGAAUGUGUCUCUAAGGUGCUGGAGGAAUCCUCACACACACGCUCUACACACUCACACACACGGUUAUGUCACUCUUUUAAUGACUUGUCAUACCAACUUGAUGUGUCUGAAAACUCGUGCCUUUCAGGAAUUGUUGACGGUGGCUCAGGAUGAACUUUCUGGAUUCUAUAUUUGACAACUUCUUUGGGAAAAUUCAGAGAAUAAGUCACUUUAAAGUAAAAGUGUUCUUCGCAUGAUGGACGAACCUUGUUAAGCUGCGCUCACACCUUGAUUUAUGUAAUAUACCUGUGAUAUAUGUGUUGCAUAAGAGGCUGUUAUAAAAAGUCAGCACUUGUUGUGUGUUAGGAGCAGAAAAUCAGUCAUGCCUGUAAUCCCGUUUUACCCCAAACUUUCCACUGAAGCUGUUUUUGGAGUGGGGUUGCCAGGUGAUGACACACAGCAAGAUCAUUAUCAGGUGUGUGUGUGUGAGAGAACUGCUAGUUGGAUAGAAAACAUGGUGGCACACUGCUUUUCCAAAAUUUCUGCCUUGUUUUCUGAGUAAAUGUUGUAUAUUUUAAAAGUAACUCUGGGAUACUACAGAUAAAAAUGAUCUGACUAUAUUCAGACAGAAAAAAUAGUUGGUUUGUCUUCAUUUUGAGGAAAAAAAUGUCAAAUUUUCUUCUAAGGGGUAUUAAUCAUGGCGUAGAUAAGCUUUUGAAAGUACUUUAAAAAAUAAAAAAACAGCAUAAACACCAAAAGUAUUUGUCGUAGGGCUGGGCGAUAAACCGAAAAUUUACAGAUACCAGAAUUUACGACAAUAACCGACAUCAUUUUGCCCAUAUCGGUAUAUUCUGUGUCAAAAAAAUAGUUGGUUUUGGAUGUGUGUAGGUAGGCUAUGGUCUCAUGUCCCUUUAAGACGCCGUCCCACAUCGGAGAUGUGACUCCACCCCAUCCAGUCCGCAACAAAGAGGAGAUGAAGGACAGUUCAAAAAGUUGUAGCGACUGGAGCGGCGGCUGAAGUAGAUGAAGUUAAUGUGGAAGGGGGUGAGCAGCUUGUGGAGUAGUUAUCGUCCAUUUAUCGUUAUUGAGAUGAACUUCUCAGUAUAUCAUGAUAUUGAUUUGAGGCCAUAUCGCCUCACCCUAAUGUGUCGUAGUUUAGAUGUGACUCGUUGGAGAAAUUGGUGAUGAGAAAGUCAGGGGGACUGCGAGCUGAGCUGCCACCAUGACAUUCACUCAGUUUUAAGGCUGUAAUUUCUACUGUACAGGGUGUGUGGUUUAGAAAUCUCUUCUUCCUUCUUCUUUAUAACAGACCCAGUAAUACAUUUAAGGAAAACUAAAAUAAGCAGCUUCCAGAUGCAAACUCUAAGAAAUCAAAUCUUAAACGAAGUAGAUGCUGCAACUAUUAACAUAAAUGUUACCUUGACUCAUCCUGAUGUAUUUUCAUCACCUAACCCUACUGCAGCUAUUGCACUGAUUUCCUCAUUGAUGUUUUCUUUCUCUGUGUGUGUCUAAAAUAUGUUCAGGUCCCAAGGCGAGUGUGUGUGUCCAUCAUGCCGCUGUUUGGUAAAUCCCACAAGAGUCCGGCGGACAUCGUCAGGACCCUGAAGGAGAACCUGGCCGUCCUGGUCAAACAGGACAAGAAGACAGAUAAGGUAGAGGACAGUGUGUUUCUAUGUGUGUAAGUGUGUGUGUGUGAAUGCCUGUGCGUCCAGGGGCCCCGAGGGGUGACAGGAGUCUGUGAAUUCAGAGCGAGGAACAGCCUGGCCCUGUCAUCUCCUGACACUCUCCUGUCAGGACGGAUCACGCUCUCUCACACAUGAAACUAACAAAAGUUGAACUCAGGCUAAAAUUGGGUUCUUCUAUCACUCUUUUUUGAUUUGGUGUAGGUCUGUGUUUUCAUUCCUGUUUCUCCAUUAUGUGCGUCUUUAACAAACUCCGCCUCCUCUCCCGUGUCCCGCAGGCGUCUGAAGAGGUGUCCAAGUGUUUGGUGUCCAUGAAGGAGAUCCUGUACGGCAGUAACGAUAAGGAGCCUCACACUGAGACGGUGGCCCAGCUGGCCCAGGAGCUUUACAACAGCGGUUUGCUUAUCUCACUGGUAGAAAACCUGCAGGUCAUAGACUUUGAGGUAAGAAGUGAGAAGUGAUUCAUGCGCUCAUCUCCUUUAGAUUAGAUUACCGUAAUUCCUAAACAAUCUCCAACUUUAUUUUGUUAUUUAUUAACAAUUUGAAAGACGUGAUAAGGACUCACAGCUGCUCUUAUUGAGCGCUUAUUUGUUAAUUUUUUUCAGGGAAAGAAGGAUGUGUGUCAGAUAUUCAACAACAUCCUCAGGAGGCAGAUCGGCACGAGGAGUCCGACUGUCGAGUAUUUCUGUUCCCACCAAGAGGUCCUCUUUAUUCUGCUCAAAGGGUGAGACUCACACACACGCACUUUACAUGUAUUAAAAGGCUGAUGAGAGGCCGUUUGUUGAUGGUUUCUGCGUGUGUGUGUGUGUGUGUGAAGGUACGAGACGCCUCAGGUAGCGUUGAAUUGCGGGAUCAUGCUGAGGGAGUGUAUCCGCCACGAGCCGCUCGCAAAGAUCGUCCUCCACUCGGAACACUUCAACAGUUUCUUCGGCUACGUGGAGAUGUCCACCUUCGACAUCGCCUCCGACGCCUUCGCCACCUUUAAGGUACCUGGAUUCGCUCCAGGACACGAGCGUUUUUCUUAAAUAUCAAAACCAGCUGCCUUGAAAACAACACAAAUGUUUCUGUCUGUAUUUCCAGGAUCUCCUGACAAGACACAAAGUCCUGGUGGCUGAGUACCUCGAACAAAACUAUGACGCUGUGAGUGAUUCUUACGUUUUAAAACACGAUCUGAAUAAGACGGGCUUUACUUCCCACAUCAGCACCGACCACUUAGAGCGAUCUCAGGUCAUGAACGUAAACACUGACCGACCAGGAGGACUCCAGGGAGCAAACACACUCACAUACACAACCGGAUCAGGUGUCAGUCACUGCGCUGCUCAAUGGCCCAGUCACGUCGCCAAAAAAAGGCUUGUGUCAUCGAACACACACGCACACACACACACACACACACUCGCCGCUCUGUGAGAGACGUUUCAAUACACAAGAAAACAGGCGGAUAAGAACUCGAGUUUUGACGACACUCUUAAAGUUCCAGGAAAAGUGGAAAGAGCUGCUGGUGUCACAACAGAUCUGGUCUAUGCCAGCAGAGGGGUCCCUUUCAUAGGCAGGACUACGGGGGUCUCAAGCUGAAGAAAUCACUCACAAAACUGCCUUUUUACCCCCACGCUGAAUGACAACAGAUGUCGGGUUGUCACCGUGACGUGACUCAACGCCCACUUUGGCUGCUUGAAGGGAAUUUAAGCCAGUUUGUGAUAAGCUGCUGAAAAUUUUAAACAGAAACUAAAUAAAAUUACUUGAUUUUGUUUGAUUUGACUUCGAUUUCCUGAUAUGCAAUGUUCUGAAAACUUUGACACAGAAAAAAAAAAGUUUAAAAAACACUUUUAAAGACUUUAUUAUAACAUCUGCACUCUUGCUCUGAACUAGAUUGUGUUGACAGGAUGAAAUAAUGUCAAAUAUGGGUCAAGAUUUCGGUGCACAACUCCAAUAUUAACACGGCUCAGACUCCUAGAUGUUUGGCGUGCAUCUGUAAAAACAUCUGCAUAUAAGUUGUCAGUUUCUUUAAGACUCAGACUGUUAUUAAUUUGCAUCCAUGCGUGUGUUUCUUGUGUAAUUGCAGGUGUUUGCAGACUAUGAGAAGCUGCUGCACUCUGAGAACUACGUCACCAAGAGGCAGUCGCUAAAGGUUUGACUUUGAUAAACUGGACUGACUGGAAACGCUCUGUUGUGUUAACUGUGAAUUAGUAUCACCUAGGAAUGUUGUUUUUAAAACUGUCAAACUCAUGACGUUGAUUUUAAAAAGGAAGAAUUAUUUGUUUCCUCUUAUACUCCAGCAGAGGGAGCCAGUUUGAAUCUGUAGGAGAAACAGCAUCUUGUUUUUUUUCUCUUCUCUCCUCCAGCUCCUGGGCGAGUUGUUAUUGGACCGACACAACUUCACGGUGAUGACGCGCUACAUCAGCAAACCUGAGAACCUGAAGCUGAUGAUGAACCUGCUCAGAGACAAGAGUCCGAACAUCCAGUUUGAGGCUUUCCACGUCUUCAAGGUGACACUCAAAACUCACUGAGACAUGCUAAGACAGUGAAUAAAAAUCUGGGUAAUCGUUGCGACACACUAGCCGCUGUCUCACUCACAUGCAGACACCAGAGGAGCAGGAGACAGAAACUGUAGGUUCACUUAAGUGUGGUGAAAUCCUGAACAAGUUAGAAAAAAAAACAUUUACUCACAAUGGCAUAAAAAUGGAUGAGAAUAAUCUGCCAAACGAAGGAUCUACCUGUAGGUUUUAAUUUCAGUAGAGAUGUACCAAUCCAUUUUUUUUUUUCAAUCCAAUCCGAUACCGAUACCUGGACUGAGCGUAUCGGUAUCGGUAUCGGUAUCGAUAUCGAUAUCGAUAUCGAUAUCGAUACCGAUACCGAUACAAUACUACUGUUGAGUAAAUGAACUGUAUACCUUAUUUUGAGGUGAAAUCUUCUUGUGUCUGUUGUGAGUGUAAGUGUCUGAUGUCUUGUUUUUGCUCCUUGUUUCAGGUUUUCGUAGCAAACCCCAACAAAACGCAGCCCAUCAUCGACAUCCUGCUCAAGAACCAGACCAAACUAAUCGAUUUCCUGAGCAGCUUCCAGAAGGAUCGCACGGACGACGAGCAGUUCAACGAUGAGAAGACCUACUUAAUCAAACAGAUCAGGGAUCUGAAGAAACCAGCCUCCUAGAGAAGUAUCCCUCCACCCCAACUUUUUACCAAUAGGAAGACAUCCAGUAGAAAACAAACACCUUAACAAUAACGGUUAUUCUAUUUAAAUCUUUAAGACGUUAUUUGUCUUUUUCUCUUUGUUCAUUUGUGCAAAUAGUUCUCAAUCACUGAUUGUUUCUUUUGUAAAUUUUCUCAUGAUUAUUGCUUUUUUUUUUUUUUCAUCUGUAGCACGUAGUGCCACAACUCUGCUGUUGGAGGCAGCUGAUUUCCUCUGUUUGGAGAACCAGCGUUUUCAAAAAGCUUCAGAUGAAAAAAAAUGGUCCACAGGCUGUCCGACAAAACAGACCUGACCAUUUUUGUAAAGAGUCACGGUCACCGAUCGCAGGUGAUCUGAACGUGUUGCACACGGCUUACUUUCUGUUUCUGCAAAACAAAAAGAGGAUAUUUUUGCACUCUGUGAUUGUGUAAUUUAUCAGGCAAAAAAAUAGUGCAAACAUGCGCAGAGUAAAAACACUCUCAUUAGUUGCUAAAAGCUGAAAGUUGGUGAGGUGGCACCAAAACCCCUCUUGCAUAAUAUCUAAUAACAGAGCAAGUUUUCUCUCUCUAGGGAAGCAAAAUAGGUAACUUGGUUAAUGUGGAUUUCUUUAUUGUUGAGUUGAGUAUGAUUGAAUAUCAGCCUAGAAGUUGCUGGACUAAUUUGAUCACUUCUAAAGAUGCAAAAUAUCUGCAUAUAUCAUUGGCUUAUAAUUAUGAUCUAAGUCUGGGCUUUUGCAGCCUCAAGUGGACACUUGAGGAACUGCAGCUUUUCCGACUUUAGUUUCAAACUCGAUGAACACUCGGCCUAAGAGCAGUAGAACCACACUGUCUGGUGUUUAAGGACUCUAAAGAGUUGGUAAGAAACAUCUUAGACCACAAGAUUCUCCUGGAUCCUGGUUUUGGGGUGUUACCUGUCUGAUGUUCCCCUCCAAAUAAGUCAGAGCCAAACUGUGGCCUGAAAUCACAGCUUCAUUUUUGUCACAAUUUUAUAAUUCUGCAACUUUUUCAUGUAAAAUUCUGUAAUGUCACACUUUGAUUUUCUCACAAAAGUUAUAAAUGUGUUAAAUAAUAUACAAAAUUAUUAUCUCACAACUUUUUCUUCAACAAAUGUGACAUUAUUGCCCAAAUAUUUUGAUUUAACAGUGAAAACUGAUGUUUUUAAGAGAGCUAUGUUGGUUCUUCAAUAUAAAAUUCUCAUCAGUCAGUAUUUCGUUUUUAAAUGCCGACUGAAAAUGAAGUUAUCUUAAACAGACGUGGUAACAACACUGAUUCAUGUAGAAAUAUAAUAGUUUGAAUGCUUGAUUUGCUUAUUUCUGAUUAUUUGCAUUUCCCUAGAGAUGAGAAAACACUACAAAACAACAUUUUAAAAAAAGCUGAUUUGACUUUCAUAAAACUGAUUCUGCAGCUAACAGGAGGACAAAUUUACUCAAAAGUUUCAGCCUAAACUUUAAAAUCCGUUUCCAGCUUUAUAACAAUCCACCGGUGCCAAAAUUCAGAUUCAAAGCUUUUGAGAGGCGAAGAUGGCGAGUGUUUUUUUUUUUUGUUUUUUUGAGACCUGGUUUGAGUCACUGCUGACCAAAAUCUCCACAAUAAAACCUGAAAUGUGUGAAGUGUUUUCUUUCAAAUGAAGGGCCUUUGCGACGGUGAAUUAGGGCUGCUGUUGGUGCAGGAGGCUUCAAUCGUGAGGGUGGCCGAUAACACUUUCUUUGUAUGAUAAAAAGAAUGAUUUUUUUUUUGUUAAGCUGAUCACUGUUUUCACUCUGCUUGAUGGUGAUUUUUUUUUAAGUAUUUAGAUUCAUCUCUUGUCAUGUACAGUUUCUGGUUUGUACACCUGAAGUGAGUGCCAUUUGUGAGUGAGAACAUGAACAGGAGACUCUUGUACAGACGGCUGUUUGUGUUUUUGUUUCACUCCUUUUCUUUCUGUACUGUAACACGUGUUUGACUCUGACAUUAGAGAGCGAGGAGGAGGAGACUCAGAGGUGCCUUUUUGUUCGUUCGUUUGGUGUGUUUUCCCUUCUCUUAUCUUUCUUUUAUAUUUUCAGUAUCUUUUCUAGGGGGAGCUUAAUUAUUCUCUUGAUGAAAAUAUGCUCUGGAUAGAACAUAUUUGUUUUUGAUUAAGCAGUGAACCUCUUAACUCACUAUAUUUGAGUUACGCUGUUGGAAACAUGUUGAACUUUUUUGCAGCUGAUUGGUUGCUGUUGUGUACAGACACGAAUCACAGUUUCGCUUUGAGGUUUGUUGCGAAAGUCGCAGAAUUACAAGCAACAGACUCAUGUAGGAACUUUGACUGUAGCAGGAUUUGAUGGUGAAACUGUGAAAAAUCCACCUAAAGUUGAAAGGGGGAUUCUUGCAUUUUUAAACCAGAGCUCUAUUUUGAGAUUAUUUUGGAGCCUAAAUGACUAAAAAGUGGAAAAGUUUUGGUUGCUUCUCUCAGCAGCGAAAAGACCAACUGUGAUGACUGCAGCGUAAUCCUUGGAAGCAAAUGCACCUGAUUAAAAAUCCACAAAUACCGCAUUGCAGGAAGAUGCUCUGUUGGGUGUAGCCAAACUCCAUUGAUAAAAAUAGUCAUUUUAUUUUGAAUAAAACAGGAGUUGCUGCUCUGCUUCUGCAUGAUUGAUUUGCAGUUUACAGUCUUGUGUUACGUUGACGCAUCAAAAAGUUUGUUCACAUUCAGCGCAGUGUUUUUGUUAUACUUUAAAAGCACGCAGUGGUUGACCAGCAACUCCUGUCUCCUGCAGUAUAAAGUGACUACUUUGUCAAUGGAGUCUGGUGCAUUUAAAGAGAGUGAUUAUCUCUGUUCUCUUGCCCUAAAAAAGCAUUAAGAAAAAGGGGUUUAAAUCUGCAGAAAUCCUCUUUGUAACAUUGUCAGCCACUAAAGUAUAACAGUCUGAGCUCUUAAAUAACAAAAUCAAUAAUCUUUGUUCAUGUGAUCUGGUGCAUUUGCCUUCAAAGAUUCCAUCUAAAGCAAUCAAAAGGGGUACUUGUGAAACUUCUUGGUCAUUUAGUCCUAAAAAUAGGUAUAAAAACAGAGCGAUGGUUAAAAAAAGUACUUGAAUUCCACUUUAAAGCAGCAUAAAAUGUGCAAAAUUAAUGACAUUAAAGUGCUUUUAAUAUAGUGGUGUUGGUUUUACAUUUGACUCAUACUGAAAAACUGUCAUGUUUCCAUUUUCUGAAAAUGAAAAAUUCAGUAAAAUUCAGAAUUUAUUUCCCAAUCUAAUUUUAUUUGUUUUUAAUAACUCGAUUUUAGCAUCCUUAAAAGUUUAGAAACAGAUUUCUGGUUUAUAUAUUAUUUAAAACUAUCUCAAAGCAAAUUCAAGCCCAAAUCUGAGGCUUUCAUUGAAAUAAAGCUCAUCUGAAGAGAGAAUUAAAGGCAGCCACAAUCCUGCAAAUGACCAUCCUGCCUUUUUUUUCCAUCAAACAAAUAAGAAAACAAACUGAUGGUCCAUGUUCAGCCAAAAUAAUACAAGCUUAUCAAACACGAACUUUGCAACAGUAUUAUGUUUUAACUGUAAAAUUUAAGCAACCAGCCAAAUGUCUUUUGUUAAUUUUGCCUUUUUUUUCCAGCUGAAACAAAGAAGCCACAGCAGAGCUUGACAUUUUCAUCCCAGAUUACAAAGAAUAAAAGCAGCAGCCACUGUAUUUUCCACAUUGAUGCUAUAAUUGUACCACAAUCACCACAAAUAAACGGAUGGAAAUGCAUGCUCUGUGUGUGCGUGUGUGUG